GGGCCGCAGCCAAUGGGGCAGGCGGGGAUGGUGGACGGAUGGAGGCCGAGAAGUAGGGCUGCGCCAUGAGCAGCUUCGGAGGUCGGAUGCGGGAGUAUCCGUGGCUGUCCAUAGACCGCUUCGACCGGGAGAACCUGCGGGCCCGGGCCUACUUCCUGUCCCACUGCCACAAGGAUCACAUGAAAGGGCUGAGAGCGCCUUCCUUGAAAAGAAGACUGGAGUGCAGCUUGAAAGUUCACUUGUACUGUUCACCGGUAACCAAGGAGUUGCUGCUGACUAGCCCGAAAUACAAGUUUUGGGAGAAUCGCAUUGUUGCCCUUGAAGUUGAAACUCCAACUCAGAUUUCUUUACUUGAUGAAGCAUCUGGUGAGAAAGAAGAUAUAGUGGUGACACUUCUACCAGCUGGUCACUGCCCAGGAUCAGUCAUGUUUUUGUUUCAAGGCCAAAAUGGCACUGUACUUUAUACUGGAGAUUUCAGACUAGCAAAAGGAGAAGCAGCCAGAAUGGAGCUCUUGCAUUCGGGGACCAGAGUGAAAGACAUUCAGAGUGUGUAUUUAGACACCACUUUCUGUGAUCCCAGAUUUUAUCAGAUCCCAAGCAGAGAGGAAUGUUUAAAUGGGAUAUUAGAGUUAGUGCGAAGCUGGAUCACUCUGAGUCGCUAUCAUGUUGUAUGGCUAAAUUGCAAAGCUGCCUAUGGAUAUGAAUAUUUAUUCACAAACCUCAGUGAAGAACUUGGAGUCAAGGUCCAUGUGAACAAACUGGACAUGUUCAAAAACAUGCCGGAAAUCCUCUACCAUAUUACCACGGAUCGGCACACUCAGAUUCAUGCAUGUCGACAUCCACGGGAUGAUGACUAUCUUCGAGGGAAUAGGUUGCCUUGUGGAAUGACUUCCCGAAAUGGAACCCCUUUACGUAUAAUUAGCGUCAAACCUUCCACAAUGUGGUUUGGAGAGAGGACAAGAAAAACCAAUAUAAUAGUAAGGACUGGGGAGAGUUCAUACAGAGCUUGCUUCUCUUUUCAUUCCUCUUACAGUGAGAUUAAGGAUUUCUUGGGUUAUAUCUGCCCUGUGAAUGUGUAUCCCAAUGUAGUUCCGGUGGGUUCAACAGCAGAUGAAGUUGUAAAAAUCUUAAAGCCACUAUGCAAGUCAUACAGUAUAAAUAGCGAGCCCAAAUAUAAACCGCUUGGAACACUGAAGAGAUCCAGAACAAUGGACUUAACAGACGCAGAUGAGGGCAGUGAUGAUCUCUUCGAUACAGAAUUGACUCCUGUAAGGUAUAAGAUUCCAAAACAUCAAGUGGAGACAACGCUGCCUGAGACAAAAGCGUCAUCUGAAAACUCUGAAGGAAGCCAUAGUGAGAACAUGGGAAAUUACAAAGCAACCACUAUGCCUAUGUCUUCGCAGGUAGACUUCAUAGACUGUGAGGAAUCAAAUGGUGAAGAUGAUGAUGAAGAAGAAUCUGAAAAAAAUACAGUUUGGGCUCAAGUUGUAGCCCACAAUCCAGACUCCACUUCGAUACUGGGAAAUCCAAAUGAAAAAGCCCAUUCGGAUUUGACCUGUGCAUUGACUAGUGGCCAGCAGGAGUCUAAUGCAGAUAUGCCACAGUGGGAUGUUUUCUUUAAGCGAGAUAUUAAAACUACAGAUGAUAGUUCUGAAAACGAGGACCAUCUCCCAUCUUCCAUAGAUGCUGGUAGGUCCCAGUCACCAAACUUGUUCAGUGAUUCAGAUAGUUUAAGUGAUUCUACCCACAUCUCCUCACAAAAUUCUUCUCAGUCAACGCACAUAUCGGAGCAGGGGAGCCAGGGCUUGGACAGCCAAGCAGACACAGUACUCAUCACCUCCCAACAGACACAUGGUGUGGAUUUCAGCUUUUUGAACAAAGGAGGGAACAGAGUAACAGUUUCUGUGUCACAUUUCAUGGCCAUGGAUAAUCAAACUGAAUCCCCUAGGUGGAAGCCUUUGGACCAAAAUACACCUUGCCCAGGUAAUGACUCUGAUUUGAAAGGGAAAAACCAAGAGAUGAAUGCAGAAGCUGGUGCUGCUCAAACGCAAAACACGCUAAUUGAAGUAAAUAAUGAGAAAUCGAAGACUCCUAAUCCAGAAUUAGAAAGAGACUCUCAGAGCUCCUCUGACUUUGAAAUCCCUUCAACCCCCGAUGCUGAGUUACCUAGACCAGAUAAGCUGCACUGUCUGUACAAGAAGCUAGCAGCAGGUGAAACGAUAUACUGACUGAAGGGAAUCUCUUCUGAAUUUAGGAGCUUCUCUUUAAAAUAUAGACAGAAACACACACGAGUCAACCUAAGCUGUAUUCCAAGGUAUAUAAAAAUUGUACUUAUCCCCACUUCUCUGUUCAGAGCAGACUUACUACAUUUCCUUGGAAAUCUCUCACUACUGAUUGUAGAGACACUAGAAUGUGCAGUAAAUUUUUCCUCCUCAAUGAACUCCUGAAAAGGAAGAUAUUCCUGUAAGAGAAAUGAAAACGCUAUACUUGGUAGGAGGAAAAAACUAAGCUGACAAACUGAAAAAGUUGUUUAACAAAAAAGUGGACAGUGCAUCUUAGGCUGGUGGGACAUGCAGGUGUGCAGUAGAGAAGGGAAGGAGAAAUAAACCAAAGAAAGUAAAGACAGGAGCACUAAGUGAAAUUUAGUUGUGAUAUCAAGCUGUCUUAAAGAGUCGGCAGGUAGCUAACCAGAUCUUUGAAUUUGUAAAUAUGUCUAUAUCCAAGGCAAUCUUUAUAAAGCUAUGUUUUAAUAAACUUUUUAUAAAACU
Messenger RNA from Chrysemys picta bellii (western painted turtle), 2768 nucleotides. The record is from RefSeq and is a predicted model, not a curated record. NCBI's taxonomy places the organism in Eukaryota, Metazoa, Chordata, Testudines, Emydidae.